AUGGCAGCUUUUUUUCUGGUUUUGCAUUCUGGGUUGAUUCAUGAGAAGCCAAAGAAAUUCCAGUAUUCCUCUAAAAAGGUUUUCUCUAUUGGCUAUGAAAAGAGUGUCUUUAGUUCAUUAAUGCCACCCCCUCAAAUGAGGCCGUGCCAUCACUGUGGUCUGUCUGGAUCUUUCAGAUGUUCACAGUGCAAGCAAGUCUACUAUUGCUCUGCAGAUUGUCAAAAGAAAGACUGGCCAGCACAUAGUGUUGUAUGUGAGCCAAUUAAACAGACUGUAAGUAAUAACAAUGGAGGCAAGUUACCUGCUAAAACUGAGAAGGGACUUCAUCUUAAGGCAGAAGAGCACAUCAAGAAAAUAAUGCUUUCGGAUCUGCAGAUUCCAGGGAUCAAAAAAGCUAUGGAAGUACAGGGUACAGUAACAGAGUUCAAGAGUCCAAGAGAAUUUUAUAUACAGAUGAGUUCUCCAGAAGUUUUAGACCAGAUCAGUAAACUUUCUGUGAAACUGCAAGACUGUUAUGCUAACACAAUUAUUCAAGAGGAAUAUAAUGCUGUCAAAGGGGAAGUCUGCAUUGCAAGGUGUUCUUUGGAUCAGACCUGGAAUAGAGCACUGGUAAAAGAUGUGGAUGUAUUGCAAAAGAAAGCACAAGUAUUCUAUCUAGAUUAUGGAAAUGAAGAAAAUAUUCCUCUCUCUUGGAUUAAAGCUCUGCACAGAGACAUUGAACUGUUUCCUCCAUGUGCCAUUAAAUGUUCUUUUGCUCAUUAUGAUCCAAAACAAAAAGGAUGGAAUGAACGCAUCUCCAGCUUUUCUUCCCAGCUUAUGGGAAAGCACUGCUCAGUAACUAUUGUUGACAUAUUACAGGAAGAAAUGAUGUUGAGUUUUGCUGUAGAUGUUGUUCUUCCAGAUUUUGGAGACUGCCUCUGUAAAGUACCUGUUGAAAUGAAGUCUGAUUUCACUCCAAGAAUUAAUGCCAAAGGAGCAGACUCUCCAAGAGUGACAGAAACCCAUUCUAAGGGAAGUAAAGAAGAAAUACCUGCAGAUGAAGGAUGUCUUCACUUUGCUAAUUCUGUCACAGAGUGUAUCUCUGUAUGUGUUGGAGAUGCAUUUUCUGGUGUGGUUUCCUACAUUCAAAAUCCAGAAAACUUCUUCUGUCAGCAGAUGCACAGUGCCCGUCAACUUGCUGAGCUUCAAGUGGCUCUUAAUGAGCAUUGUGACAAAUUUCCCAGUAGUCCGGCUUUCCGUCCUGCUGCUGGAAAUGUGUGCUGUGCCCAGUUCAAAGAAGACAAUCUCUGGUAUCGUGCUGCUGUUCUAGCAUACGCUUCUGAAGAUACUGUUUUUGUGGCCUAUAUAGAUUAUGGUAAUUCAGAAGUUCUUCGGCUGUCUAGACUUCGUCCUAUGAUUCCAAGAUUAGUGGACUUGCCAGCUCAAGCCAUAAGAUGCACUUUGGCAGGUGUAAAGCCACCACUGGGAGUCUGGACCUCAGAAGCCAUUUCUGCUAUGAAACAACUGGUGAAUGACAAAGUGCUCACAAUAAAAGUAGUGGACAAAGACAGUUACAGGUCUGUGGUGGAGCUGGUAGAUGCAUCAGUUACUCCAGGAAUAAAUGUAAUGAAACAUCUCAUAGAGAGAGGCUGUGCAGCUGAGGAAUCAAGGCUGGCCUCACCAGCAGCUGGAGGAAGGGAUGUUAAGCAAGCAAAUGAAGCCUCAUGUGGGCGCUGGAAGCCAGUAGAGCUGGCGAUAGGUGAAAGCCUGUCUGUCUGUGUAACAGAAGUUGACAGCCCAGACUUGUUCUAUGCUGUACCAGUUCAAACUAAAGAUGAAGGGAAGCUGUAUAGGCAAUCGAUGGAACUAGAAGACUAUUGUAAAUCUUGCAGGAACCAGCCAUUCACACCGCAGCCGGGUGAGGCCUGUUGUGCCAGGUUUUCAGGUGAUGGCUGUUGGUACAGAGCUGUUGUUCUAAAAGCUGCUCAGUUUGCAGUGAAAGUGCUAUAUGCAGACUAUGGGAACACAGAGACUUUGCCACUUUCAAAGGUGCUGCCAAUCCCUGAGUCCUACUUAAAGAUGCCUUUUCAGACAAUAACGUGUUCACUUGCAGGAAUAGAGAAAGCUGAGUGGUCUCCGUUACUACUUGACAAGUUGAAAGAAAUGUUGUUGAAUAAAUAUGUCAAAAUUACAGUGGAAGGCAUUAAUGGAAAUGUUUAUGUAGUAAUGGUAGAGAAAUCUUCUGGAAGCAGCUGUCUGAAUGUAGCUGACCAGCUGGUCCUGGAAGGUUUGGUCAGAUCCUGUCGUGCUGAGAAGUUAUGUAUUGAACAUCAAGGUUUGUACGUUCACUUAAUUGCUUCAGAUAACUUCAUUUGA
Apus apus (common swift) is the source of this 2355-nucleotide messenger RNA. It is a transcript of the gene TDRD1, whose product is annotated as tudor domain containing 1. The record is from RefSeq and is a predicted model, not a curated record. The coding region runs from base 1 to 2355 and encodes 784 amino acids. The transcript has 17 exons. Lineage: Eukaryota; Metazoa; Chordata; Aves; Apodiformes; Apodidae.